GGCUUUUUUUUUUUUUUUUUGGUAGUGUUUUUCUUAACAGUUGUCUGAAGAUGUUAAUUUAUUUGCCUUUUUUUUAUGAAGGUCCUUGUCCACUCAGCAAGGACCGAUGCAAAAUCCUACUCCUGGGACAGAAUAAACCCCUGCAGUGCCAUGAACUGGGGACUGGCCAGCUGGGGAGCGUCUCUGCUGGAAAGCACCGUAGAGGUCAUGGUGCACAUUAGGCUAAACGUGAGCCAGCGGCGUGUCCCGGCAGGAAUGAACACCGGCAGCACCCUGCGUAGUGUGGACAGGAGCAGGUAGGAGAUGGAGGGAUGUGACUGUCCCCCUCUGCUUGUCACUGGUUAGACCUCAUCUGGGUACAGCCUUGUGGUGGUGCAGACCCCCUGAGCCACGUUGCAAUGUCAAGACCAGCCAACACUGUGUUCUUGUUUUGGCUACAAGUGCAGUGAGUUGGGACAAUCUGGUAGUUUCUUGUCCUGGUUAUGGUACAGUGAGUUAGGACGAUUAGGCACUCCCUAACCAUACCUGAAACUCCUGCUGCCUGGAUCGUGGCCUGCCCUGGAAGGUGCCAGAAUUACCUGACAAGAAUUGUGGCCAGAAUGGAAAUAUACUGACCAAAGUCACUCAUCUCGCGAUCCUAUAAAUAGCGAUCCUAAGCAAGAGCCUUUGAGCUCUCCAGGAUCGCAGCAGGCUGUGACCCAGCAUCUCCCCCUGAGUUGGGAUGCCUCUCAGGGUAGAUUUCGCGAGGAUUUCGAAGAGUAGGUUUUGCAAGGAUUUCCAAGAUCUUCCGCUGAUAGACGCCGAUGAAGAAGGGGUCAAAGAUCGUCUGCUGACAAAUGCUGACAAAGGAGAAUAGAAGGGAUGGGGAGGCUGAAAGGGUCCCCCGGAUGGCGUGGGGCCAGCAUCGCCGGCGGGCAGCCCUGCUGUGAGUGAGGCACAGCAGCUUGCCUGGUCUUCGCUCGACCCGGCUGGUUUUACCCCACCCGUGCCAGUGAGCUGACUCGGUAAGCUGACUUUUUGGGGGAGGAAAGAGGGGUUGUUGCUCAUGGGCAAUGUUUCCAAGUACCUCUGCCAUUUGCCCCUGUCACCCCACCACGCAGUAGAGCCACACGAGGAGGCGGCCAGCUGUGCUCCUGAGGAGUUUCGGUUUUGUCAUCCGCUAAACAACAGGAGGAAAGUUGGCUGGCAUAUAAGGAAAUGAAAGAAAAAAAAUGACAUUGCAUCAUUAUUUCCAGAGCUAUCAUGAACCGGGCCCCUUUUCGUGUCAGAAUUGGUUUCAUUUCUCCUGAUUCUUGUCACAGCAUGUAGGUGGAGCCUGUAAAUAAAAAAGCACCAGAAGAAGUUGAGAAGUUACUGUUUCUCCUUGCUACAGGACGCUACACAGAAUCUGUACAGAAGAGUGGUUGGACCAGACAGUAAUCACUAUUUAGUGAAGCACUUAUGGACAACCUACAAAGUAGGCCAAAAAAUCAGCAGACCAUGGAUAACAAGAGUGUAGCGUUCAAACAGCUUUCUGAAAGAACGAAAUUUGCCCUGAAGAAAGAUGGUUUUGCACCACCUUCCUUACAACCGUCUUUAGAAGCUUUUUUAGUACCUCUCCCGCCAGACUUAGAAAAUGAAGGUCUUCUGACGUCGGAGAAUGUGAUCGAGAGAAAGCCUAACUAUGAGCAGAAGGAGUUGAAGAAACAGUACUACGGAGAACAGGACAAGCAGACAGCAGAACAUAGCUUGUGCAACCAAUAUGAGGAAAAGAUCCGACCCUGCAUUGAUCUCGUCGACAGCCUAAGAGCUCUUGGAAUAGAAAAAGACCUGGCUUUGCCCGCUAUCGCAGUGAUUGGAGACCAGAGCUCCGGGAAAAGCUCUGUCCUAGAAGCCCUGUCUGGUGUUGCUCUUCCUAGGGGCAAUGGUAUUGUUACUCGAUGCCCCUUGGAACUUAAACUGAAAAGAAUACCUGCCACCCAGGCAUGGAAAGGGAAAAUUUGUUACCGCAACAUCAGCAUAGAGCUCCAGAAUGCCUCUGAGGUGGAGAAAGCAAUAAGACAAGCCCAGGAUGUUGUGGCUGGUACUAGAGGUGCCAUUAGUGGAGAACUAAUUUCCCUAGAAAUUCGGUCCCCAGAUGUCCCAGAUCUGACACUAAUUGAUCUUCCUGGAAUUGCCAGAGUGGCUGUGGGGGAUCAGCCAAAAGACAUUGGGGAACAGAUCAAAAUGCUACUUAAAAGAAUUAUUGGCUGCAAAGAGACACUCAAUUUGGUAGUGGUGCCAUGUAAUGUGGAUAUUGCAACAACAGAAGCACUGAAAAUGGCUCAAGAGGUGGACCCCAGUGGAGAAAGGACACUAGGGAUCCUCACGAAACCCGACCUGGUGGACAGAGGAACCGAAGAAUCCGUCAUUAACAUAAUACGAAACCUGGUCAUCCCCCUCAAAAAAGGUUACAUGAUCGUGAAGUGUCGUGGGCAGCAGGACAUCCACAACAAAGUGGCCUUGGCUGCUGCAAUCCAGCAGGAGAGAAAAUUCUUUGAGACUCAUAAACAUUUCAGCAUUCUUAUGGAAGAAGGAAGGGCUACUAUCCCUCAUCUGGCAGAGAAGCUCACAAAUGAACUUGUGAAACAUAUUAUUAAAAAUUUGCCAGCACUAGAGAACCAAAUACGUGAGGCACUCCAAAAAACGUUACAAGAUUUACAAAAGUAUAGAAGAGGCACACCCAGAACAGAGUCUGAGAAGCUGAUUUUCCUCACAGAUUUGAUCAAACUCUUUAAUCAAGACAUCUCUCAGACAAUGCUUGGAGACGAACAGUUGUUUGGAAAUGAAAUCAGACUGUUUACAAAAAUCCGCAGAGAGUUUCGCACGUGGGAGGUGAUUCUCCUAGAGUGUUCUGCAAAGGUUAAAAAAAAUGUACCCAGUAAAGUGUGGAAAUAUGAAGACCAGUAUCGUGGACGGGAGUUCCUGGGCUUUACCAAUUACAGGGCAUUUGAGGACAUCAUAAAAGAGCAAAUCAUAGAACUGGAGGAGCCAGCCGUUGAGAUACUGAACAACGUGAUCGGACUGGUUGAAGAGAAAUUUAUGGAACUCACUAAAAGGCAUUUUGCUAAUUUUCACAAUCUAAACAGAGCUGCUAAGACCAGAAUUGAAGACAUUAGAGAGCAACAAGCAGCGGAGGCUGAAAGACAGAUCCGGACCCAGUUUAAAAUGGAGAGAAUUGUAUACUGCCAGGAUGACCUUUACGUUAACGAUUUAAACUCUGUUAAGGCAGAAAACACUACCAAAGCUGGCAAUGGGAAAGAGUUGCAGGUUGGAUCUGUUUCGAAUCAAGAGCCCUCCUUUGUCCAGGACAUGGUUUCUCACACGAAGGCCUAUUUCAAUGGAGCAAGUAAACGCCUCGCCAAUCAGAUACCUCUGAUCAUCCUGUCUUCUGCCCUUCAUGACUUCGGGGAUCACUUGCAGACCACAAUGUUGCAUCUUUUGCAAGAAAAAGACAAGUUAAGCCAUCUCCUUCAGGAGGACAGUGAAGCUGCUAAAUAUAGGAACUACCUCAGUCAACGAGUUAAUCGUCUCACCAAAGCCUGCCAGUACCUGAGAGACUUCACCUCACUGUAGAUUUCUUCAUUUUCCAGAAGUAUUUGUCUACUCUUGUUUUCUAGCAUUAUUGAAGAACUUUGUAAAAUCCCCUAAAAAUAUAAUAUCAGCACAGACCUUUAACACUCAUUUCUAGUGCUCAGUUCUGCUUUAUUUUCCAUAACCAGUUAUAUGCAAACACCUACCCUUAUGUAAAGUGCUCCACUGGGGGAGUUGUGAUUAAAUAAAAGUUAUCCCGCUUCUAA
Molecule: messenger RNA, 3818 nt
Organism: Aquila chrysaetos chrysaetos
Lineage: Eukaryota; Metazoa; Chordata; Aves; Accipitriformes; Accipitridae
Product: interferon-induced GTP-binding protein Mx-like
Exons: 15
Coding region: 1441-3594 (717 amino acids)
Biological process (GO): defense response to virus
Cellular component (GO): membrane; microtubule; cytoplasm
Molecular function (GO): GTPase activity; microtubule binding; GTP binding
Source: RefSeq, a predicted model, not a curated record